AUGACCAAUGCUACGACUACAAAUCCAAUUCAAUGGACUCUUCGCCCUUCCACCAUGGACGAUGCAGAUGCUAUCAACCGACUCUUCACAAUCUCCUGGAACCAUCUCCUCGUCGACCACUACGGUCAAAAACUGGUGGACAAAACGCUUCCAGCCUUGGAACAUGUUCGUGCUAAUAGCUUGUUAUCCUGUGGGACGUAUUAUGUUGUGCACCACCCGAUCACCCAAGAAAUUGUAGGCGCCGGAGGAUGGACCUGGGAACAUCCAAUCGAAACCGGAACGGACUAUGCCCACAUUCGUCAUGUGGCAUCGCAUCCCAAGUUCUCUCGUCAAGGAAUUGGAAGAGCGAUCUGGAAUCAAUGUUGGAAAGACAUUGUUCAGGCAAGUUGUGGUGCUCCAUAUGUCGAGGUGCUUAGCACCAUCCCUGCGAGAUCUUUCUACGAACGCCUUGGAUUUCAAGCGCAAAAGGAAAUGGGAGUACCUUUGGAUGACGAGUCAAUGCUGCCGUGCUUGUACAUGAUUCGGAAAAACGACUUGGAAUUACAGCUUUGA
Cylindrotheca closterium is the source of this 552-nucleotide messenger RNA. Lineage: Eukaryota; Bacillariophyta; Bacillariophyceae; Bacillariales; Bacillariaceae. The record is from the annotation of a GenBank genome assembly.